AUUUUUUCUUAAAAAAAACUUGUGGAGUAUACCUUGUCGGCUGCAGAAUGGAUCCAACGAAGUAAGAGGAAAAUGAGUGAAGCGGGGGAAAAUAUGGAUGCGGCCACAGCUUUGGGCUCUUCCAUCCAUUUGAACGAAGAUGACUGGUUACAACUGUUGCAAAAGUUGACACCAUCUAGUAUUGACAACCUACAACAAACGUUGAAGCGCAUACAGCAACGCGAAUCCCCCAUUCUGUCACCUGAGAAACUAAAUUUUCUGGGAACGGCUUCGCAACUAUGCGGAUCCUCCUUGCUGUCACCGACUAUAUCGGAGUCUAGCAUUCUCAAUAAUCAGAAUGCCCCUUUGGUGAUGUCAUUGGGAGUAUCCAAGGCUGCCGUACCAUCUGUGAUCACUGUUCCUUCUGUAUUGAAUGUGUCCAAAACAAUGCCUACCCAACUGCAAAGCACAAUUGUCCUUCCGUCAACCGCUCUGUUGAUUGCUCCAUCAGGACACAGUCAACCUAUUUCUUUGGAUUCCCGCGUACCCGUCUCUGGAGUGAAUCGUCUGUUGUUCACCACAGGUGGCUUGCCUGUGAUGUCUACGGCUUCCAGUACAUCUAUCGCAUCCACCAGUGAUACGUUCAACAGUCUCAACACAUUAGCUAACGCAGCAGUUGCUGUUGCUGCAAAUGCGUCCGGUCAAACUCCAUGGAGCUCGGACCUUCUGAGUACUGCAAAAACAAACUCUAUAGAUUCCGCACCUAUUCCUCCUACCUCUACAGCAAGUGACAGUCAGCUGAGGCUUGGCUCGGCUACAGCCACAUUAGCAACUCGGGCCACCUUGGAUGGCUUAUUGACAUCCUUGUGUGGCUCUCCGUCAGCCGAACUACCGACCAACCUGCUCUCCACCAACGUAGGAACAGCUGCUGGACUGACCGUCUAUCCUAUUCAGGUUUCGGCCAAUGGCCCGACAGUUUUCAUUGCUGCACCGAAAAAUCAGUCCCCUCAAGGUCUAAAUAUAUUGGGAGCCAAUACUCUGCAGCUUGCCACUGGUCAGUCCUUAGUUCAGUGUCUGUCGUCAAACGCGAUUUCUUCGAAUUCCGUCCCUACCUCUUGCACAACUCCUGUCAGUCCCAGUACGCUCUUGUCAAUUAAUCCUGCCCCAUUGAACAGCAGUCAAACUCUCACAGCUAUUGCCUCCUCCCCACUGUCCACUUCGACUCCCCGAAACAAGCCAAAAUUUAAGGCGUUGUGGGAAAAUAGUGCACAAGGCGAAGGAGAUCGGAGCUCUGUGGGAAAUAACUCGGAUUCUCUCAGUUCCGCCGAAUCCACUCCCGCCCGACCGUCGAGCAGUACGGAUGUGUUGACUUCCUGUGCUACUAUCCCCGUGUCCAAUCAGGGCACUCUGAUGCGUCCGAAUAACACGACUGCAACCAGACGACAAUCACCUAUGCUGAACGUCAAAUCGAUUGGGCAAACACCAAAGCGACUGGCUGCCACAGCUGCCUCACUGACAGACGAACAAAACUCGUUUGGCCAAGAGGGACCGAAAAAGCUGCUUCUGGUCUGUUCUCAACCCAAGCAACAAUCGGCCACUCAGUCCAGCACUGAUUCUGGCAUUUCCUUGGCCUCCGCAGAAUCUUUACUAACAAGAGUACUCCACGCACGCACUCUUGCUGGUACUGUGGUCUCCCGUGUGGAACCGGAAAUCAGUUGGACCGCUGUGUCGCUCAAUCCGACCAAUUCAUCGACCGAUCCGAAAGCCGUUGUUGUUCCUUCCCAGCCGUUACUUGCUCCGGCCAAUGUGUUCGUCAAUGAUCUGCGGUCAAAUGUGUGUUCCAGCAAUAAUAAUGUUCCAUCAUCGGACCAUGACAUGUCUUCUACAGCUCUCGGAUCGCGUGUGGAAAGUGUCGUGAGCAAAAGUUUUGAUGGGAGUCGCCGGCUAAUGAAAGAGGAAUCGGUUGGUGAGGAUGAGGCACGCAGAAGAGCGAAGCGCCGGGAACGAAACCGGGUUGCCGCUGCUCGUUGUCGCCAAAGACGUCAGGACCAGAUCGUCGAAUUGCAACACCGGGUUGGCGUACUUACUAAAACAGGCGAGGAGCUCCGUACUUCUCUGCAAACACUGGAACAUGAACGCACACGAUUGGAAGGCCUUAUUCGUCAGCAUGGGCUUGCUGGAUGCGUCGAGGCAGAGGAACUGCUUUCUCGCAUGGCUUUGGAGCGUUCGGAGUUAUCUAUGCAUGAUAAUGUCGCAUCGGUCAGCACUCCGGUUACCCAUUUAAAAUCGGACGACCUUGUACCCAACUUGUCCUCCACCACGACACCUCCUGGCCCCAUUUCACCAAGUGUUAUUUUGGUAACGAACACACUGGUGACAAAACCCGAACCGGACUGCAAUGAAGUCACUUUGACUUCGAUCCGACCUAGUCUUGCUAAACUGGAUCUCCGUCGCCAGACUCAACCAACCUGUGCACCAAAUGUGGUUAUUUCGGCCAUAUCGGCAUCGAACUGUCUGGGUAAUAAGCUGAACAGUGAAUCGUCAUCACGUGCGGACGAUUUCGGCACUUCGAACUCGUCGACUGUGUAUAGGCUUGCCGCCCGACCAUCUACCCUAAUCCCAGACAGACUGCUAACCGAAGUGACCCAACCUGCGGAUAAGGCUUUAGGUGGCAAUACUGGAGCUUCCACAACCACCACUGCCGCCACCACCACAAGUACCACCAUUUCUGGAACUCCCAUCGAAAUCCCCACUCCGGGUUUCUGGCCUUCGGAUCUUCAAACCUUUUCACCCAUCCUCACACCAUCCACCUGGCGGCUAUUGAAAAAUCUUACUUCGAGCACCUGCAACACACCUCAGUCAUUCAUCCUCACACCCACGUUUAGUUCUGCUUGUCCAACUAUAUCACUUGCAAAUAUGGGAACUCCAACACCAGCAGCCUCAUCCUCAACAUCUGUCCCUUCGGGUAACCCCUUCACUUCUGUAGUGGAUUCUAAUAACGACUCUGUUAAAUCGGCCCUCACUGCUGACAGUGUUGUGAACUCGGUAACCACCGCACCAUCUUCGUCUUCUACAGAACAGGUGCCCGACACAGGAGAAGAAGCGCCAACCUCUAGCAUCACUCCUUCCGAGGUCAGCGACAAAGACGGUCCAGGCGUUGAACCGGACGGCGAUAGUGCAAGCGGAGACCCUUCCGUCACCUUGGGUCGGUCGUUAGGCCAAACUUAUUUUCUAUCAUUUUCAACCAGAUGUGAUAACGCCGAACAUGGUACGGUCACAAAUACAACAUUAGCCAAUUAGAGCUGUGGAAUUUCAAGCACUUAUGUAUAGACUGUUGUGCGAUUUAUACAAGGCCCUGCUGUCGUUAACCCACUAGUGAUAGCACAAGCGAAAGCGUACGCACAUUUCAAAGUGAAUACACUACAUUGACUCCUAUCCAUUCCAUCUAUAAGGGUUAAUCAGCCCAUCCUAUUUAUGUAGUCGCGAUGGGCCGAUUUAAGUGAUUAGAGAGUUGUUUCAGCCCUCGUACCACAUAAAAGUCUGUUUCUGCUAAACUAAUCCCUGAACAUACCGUUCUGCGAUUAUCUGAAUGUCACAUCUUCUCAUUGAUGCAUGAAGCCUACAAACCUAUUUCCGAUAAGUGAACGCAUUUUUGCCACAUCAUGUCUUUCCACCCGGAUGAUCGCGAUUGUUCCCAAUCGCGGCUCUUUCACCUUUGGUUCUAUACCCUCACCUAAUCUCUCUCUCUCUCGGUGUUUGCGCCGCUCGAUUGUGUUAGAUCACCACUAUUUUCACAACUCCAUCCCCGUCGCCAUUUAGCUAGCACAUUUUUUUGGUGUCACAACCUCUUUUUCUCUGUCUAUCAACCUAUUAUCAUCGUCUACCUCAUUCUCCUAUUUGAUACUACCUAUAUGGGACAACUGUGGCCAAUAUGUUCCUCUUAUCGUUCAUUAAUUUAUGCUUCCGCAGGACAGAUUAUUCAGAUACAGAGAACCUGACGUAAGAAAUUGCGAUUGCUGUUCUGAUUUUCGUGGAACACCUUCCCUCUCUGCCUCACGAUCUGGGGUCAACUAUCCACCCUUUCCCAUCUUGUUUAGUCAAGCAUUCAGACAGUGUGUAUAGAUCAGGACUUCGCUACUGUUUCACGUGACUGACAACGCGGGGGAGUCCCAUCAUCCUUCAGGCAGCAACCUCAGUGAUUCAAUCAAAACAACAACAGUUUGUCGAAAACACUUCGUCUCUUGUCUAUCACAGCCCAAUAUAUGUAGAGCUUCACCCUGAGAUCCAAAGCCACACACCCACACACACCUUUCUUUCACCAUUCGUCAUCUGUGAUUAAUUUCGCUUGGUCCGUUUGAUUGUUAUUCGUUUCACGUGUGUUUUUCUUCCUUCCCCGUUGUUUUUCGUUUUUACCAUCUCUUAAGUCUAUCCCAUCAUAAUCGCACACCAUCAUCACCCUACAACAACCUUUUCGAGGGAUGUGUGCAGUUCGUCACAUUUUGCCGUGGGCGCACGCGUGUGAUUGUGCCUCUUUAUUGAUCUUUUUGAAUUUCAAACCCUUCAUCAAUUACAUUUCCCCACCGAUUUCAACCCUUUUUAUACACGCGCGCGCACCUUGUCCGAAGACUAGCCGAUAUUCAGUCGCACAUCGCAGCACGUUGUCUACCCCCGUUACGUCCAAUCCACUCUGAGUCAGGAAUGGCUUGCCAGUUCUGUUCUGUUGCUUCUAAACCGCUCGUGAUUGGAUGGACUAGAACCGCACGACACACUGUUCACUGACCGACUGUCUUUCUCAUGCUUCUUGCAAUAUACUGCACCUUUGUACGUAGCACGACGUACCUCCUCCUAGCUACUAGAUGUAUACCGUAUACAUAUAUACAUAUACUUAUAUAUAUAUAAUAUAGGGUUGCCCAAAAGUGCAAAAGUAUCCGACUCAUUGAAUCACUCUACUACCGUUUAUGCACACACACACACACACACACCGUGUCUGGGAACAUUUGUCCACCCCGCUUCCCGUUCCCCUAUCUCCUAAAUCCCCGCGCACCACCUUAGACUGCUUGUGAUGAGCGAACGAGUGCAGCUCACAGCGUUGACUCAAUCUGACCGCAUGCACGGAUGGCAACUCUCCCCCCCGCCCUUAUCUCUCUGUCCCUCUCAAAUUUGUACCCAACCCCCUUUUUUGGUGGCUAUUUUCCCACCCCAUCGGUUAUCACGUCCCCUUAGGGUGAGAGGUAGCGUCUUUUUUUCUUGUGCCGGACCUAUUGAAUACGUCUCAGAGUUGAUUUUGUGUGCAUGUGUACAUGUUCC
Molecule: messenger RNA, 5286 nt
Organism: Opisthorchis viverrini
Lineage: Eukaryota; Metazoa; Platyhelminthes; Trematoda; Opisthorchiida; Opisthorchiidae
Exons: 4
Coding region: 73-3279 (1068 amino acids)
Biological process (GO): regulation of transcription by RNA polymerase II
Cellular component (GO): nucleus
Molecular function (GO): DNA-binding transcription factor activity, RNA polymerase II-specific; RNA polymerase II cis-regulatory region sequence-specific DNA binding
Source: RefSeq, a predicted model, not a curated record